This is a messenger RNA of Quercus robur (English oak), 2025 nucleotides long. RefSeq lists its product as uncharacterized. The coding region runs from base 1 to 2025 and encodes 674 amino acids. The transcript is spliced from 5 exons. The record is from RefSeq and is a predicted model, not a curated record. NCBI's taxonomy places the organism in Eukaryota, Viridiplantae, Streptophyta, Magnoliopsida, Fagales, Fagaceae. Gene Ontology annotation, molecular function: nucleic acid binding; RNA-DNA hybrid ribonuclease activity.
AUGUGGUCACGCUGGCAUGAUGUGACCAGCAAGGCUCAUGUAUUUGAAAGUUUUUUCACCAAUCUUUUUGACAUGUCUAAUCCCUCAAUCCCAAAUAACAUGGGAAACUUGAUAAGCCCAAGCUUGUCUGAAGAGGAUAUAAAGAUGCUAUCAAAAAUUCCUACAUCAGAGGAGAUUAAAGGUGUUGUAUUCAACAUGGAAUCAAAUAAGGCUCCAGGUCCUGAUGGAAUAUCUGCCCAUUUCUUCAAGUUUUAUUGGAAUAUAAUAGGAGGUGAAGUCAUUGAAGCUAUUACCACCUUUUUUCAAAGGGCUUUCAUUCCAGGGAGGAAAAUUCAAGAGAACACCUUUUUGGCUCAAGAAAUUAUCCAUGACAUGAAGAAGAAAAGAGGGAAAAAAGCUGAAGUUCUUGCUAGACUCAUAGAAUUAGCCCCUGACUUGAUGCCAAUCACCCACCUUCAAUUUGUAGAUGAUUUGUUCAUCUUUGCUCAAUCCAAUGAGGAGAACAUGGGGAGUAUCAAAGCAUGUUUAAACACUUUCUCUGAUUGGUCUGGCCAAAAGGUGAAUUUCUUGAAAUCAGUGAUAAUUUUCAACAAAAAUGUGAACCAAGGAGUAAGAUCUCAAUUGGCAAACUCUAUUGGAAUUCAAAGGUCCAAUAGAAAAGAAAAAUAUUUGGGCAUUCCUAUGGCUUCAAGUAGAGACAAGAAAGCUACUACUGAGGAGAUUAUUGAAAAAGUGAGGCAAAGGUUGCAGGGUUGGAAGAUGAAAACUCUAUCUCAAGCAAGUAGAACUACUCUAAUUUCUUCUAUGGCUUCCUCUAUUCCAUCCUAUCAAGCUUCAUCUCUACUCCUACCAAAACAAGUUUGUAAUAAAUUGGACACCAUGAAUAGAAAUUUCUGGUGGGGUUCUAAAGAGAAAAACAAAAGGGGUUGCUGCCUCAAGAGCUGGGAUUUGAUAUGUACCCCAAAAAGUGUUGGUGGGCUAGGUAUUAAGAAAACAGAAGACAUGAACAAAGCCUUGGUGGCUAAAAUGGCUUGGGAGAUUGCAAGCAAUGUUGAUAAGAUGUGGGUCAAAGUGUUCAAAAAGAAAUAUGUGAGAAGCAAAAAGUUUAUGAGAAUAUCUGUGCCAAAAGCAGCAUCAUGGUCUUGUCAAAGUAUAUUUGGUGGUAGAGAAGUGAUAAAAAAAGGAUUAUGCCACAGGAUAGGCAAUGGAUUGAACACUUGGAUAUGGGAAGACCCAUGGAUUCCAAAUGAGCCUAAUCUAAUCCCUCAAGUUAGAAGUGGAGCUACCUGUGAAGAACAUUUAGUGGCUAACUUGAUUGAUCAGGACUCAAGACAAUGGGAUAGAGGUUUACUUUUAGAUCUUUUUGAGCCAACUACAAACUCCCACUUCAACCUCUCACCCCGUGAUGCAAAGCAAGGAUUGGAAGGAGUUAUGGAAGAUGAAAAUACAUGCUGGGCUCAAAAACCUGUUGUGGAAAUUGGCUUGGGAAAUCUCCCUUCAACUUUUAUUCUAAAUAGAAGGUUUACCCUCCCAUCAAAUGAGUGCCACUUAUGCAGCAAGGCUCUAGAAACUUUGGAGCAUUUAUUUUUGCAAUGUGACUGGGCAGCUCAAAUGAGUAGAAACAAAGCUCAAGUGGAAGGAAUCAAAAUAACUCCGGUUGAACUUGCAAGGCAAGUGAAUAAAUACUUUGAGGAACACAAGCAAGCUUGGAAGAUUCAAAGUAAAAAUUCCUCCAAGGACAAGAUAUGGAUCCUACCUCCACCAAGUUGGAUAAAAUUGAAUUUUGAUGCUGCAAUAAGAGAAGGAAAAACAUUUGUGGCAGUAGUAGGAAGAGACCAGGAAGGUAAACUUGUAGCUGCUUGGGUAGAGCAGCUGAGCCCAGGUAGCCCUUUAUUUGGUGAGGCAAAUGCAGCCUUGUUGGCCAUUCAAAGAGCAGCAGAUGUAGGUUUUAAGAAUGUUGUGAUUAAAGGAGAUGCAUGGAAUGUUAUUGAGCCCUUGAGAAAUCAAGAGUCAACGCCUCAUUAG